Dicrocoelium dendriticum is the source of this 6573-nucleotide messenger RNA. The record is from the annotation of a GenBank genome assembly. NCBI's taxonomy places the organism in Eukaryota, Metazoa, Platyhelminthes, Trematoda, Plagiorchiida, Dicrocoeliidae.
AUGCCAUCACACAUCGCGUGGCAGAUAUCACGUUAUCCCCCAUACAGUGGAAUAUUCAUAUCGUUGCUUCUCCUUCAUGUCUGUCCACAAAUGGAAAGUGAUGCAGCCGAAAAGUUGCCGGAGUAUUUUCCACAGGAAUUACUCCAGAAGGAAACAUUGCGAUACCUGGAGAAUAUAGAGGAGGCCAGUUUUAAUUAUUUGAAUCCCUUUACUGCGGAUAGCCGUUACGUUGGGAAAAAGGUGUGCCGAAGUGAAAUGACUUGGACAGAUGUGGCUUAUCCAUGGUCAGUGUUGUCCAAGAAACUGGAGCCCAAUUGCUCCCUCCUACAUGGAAAUCUUGUGCUGGCUGGAAUUACUAAUGAUGAUGACCUUUCAGUUCUGCAUCAGUUGGAAGAAGUCUCCGGCUACGUCAUUAUCCACGGCGUCAGUCGGACGGAACUCGUCGUCCCAGAACUGCGAAUAAUUCAUGGCUUGCAAUUCGUCACAGUGAGGACGCAACAUAUCGCGUUACUGGUAUCAAACAAUUACAUUCGAAACCACACACCAGCCGUGCAAAAGCGAAACAGAUCGUUACCACUCAACGGAACCAUGGAAACGGGCUGUGUCGGAGAUUGCUCUCAACAGUUGGAAUCAGCGCCUAGUUCCUACGCCUUUAUGAGGAUUUUGUCCAUGCCUCAGUUGAUUGCCAUUUUGCACAAUGGUGUCUAUUUUUUCGACAAUCCUGGAUUAUGCUACGGUCCGUACACCAUCAAAUGGGAUGAUUUACUGGAAACUGCGGAGUUGCAAUCGGUGCAUCUGUAUGCCUUGCAACCGGACAACGAUGUACAUAUGUGGUACGCGGCUUGUCAAUGUCAGUAUCUUCGGUUCUGUCCAUUUUCGAGUAUUCCCCUAGGCACUCAAACAUCACAUACUGCUACAGAGAAAUUGCAAGAUAUUAACUUGUCGGCUGCCGUAGAUGACAUACUGGAGAUAGAGCAAUCAACAGUGUAUCCGCACGAUCCGACUGCUAUGGGAAGCGAAUUACCGCUACCGUUUUCUCCUCCCGAUUUUGUCCAAUUAGACAAUAUGUCAAGAGAAAAGCGUGAUACAGUGACCAGCCGAAACUUUCCACAUGAUAUACCAAGAGGGAAACAUGAGCGAAAUGCCUACACUUCGCUAAACAUGGAUCCCGAUCUGACGAACUCCAUUAUGCAACUAAAGCUUCCUCCGCUCUCUUCCGCCGACCUUGACGCUGAUCUCAAAGAGGAAGUUCGACCUCAUGAAAGCAAAGUGGCUGAAUUGAGCACAACUGAGAUUUUGUAUGCAGCUGAUUCUUCGCCCAGUGCUUCGAUUAUCCCCUGGAGCUGGACGUCCCCCUCUAGGUUUCCAUCAAACGAAGGUACGGACAAUGCGGAGAUAAGGCACUCCACUGAAACGAACACAGGUGUGACAACGGCUACCGAAGAACACAUUUUGAUAUCAGAAAGGUCUAGUUAUUAUGCCAUGCCGAACGGAGCAUCGUCUGAAUCGACAGGUUCCCAAACUACCCAAUUAAAAUUCCAUGAUUCAGCCCCUUUUGCCGAAACCGAACUUCAAAUGCUACGCCUGCUUACCACGGAAACAUAUUCCACACACAGGACGGAUUCAAUCCAGCACACAACUUCCGAACAGGUACCAGAGCCCGAGCAGCGCGACAUUCCGUUUCUUCCCUGUCAUUCCACAUGCCCGUUAAUCCAGGGAAAGCGCUAUUGCUGGGGACCGAAAGCGGAUCAGUGUCAGAAGGUGUACAAAUGCCAAACAAAACUGUGUGACGGCUCGAACUGGUGUUUUCGUGCGCCACAAAAAUCUGCCAUUGGUCAACCACCUGAGGAACAGUGCUGUCACUCCGAAUGUGCUGCAGGAUGUAAUGGCCCACGAGCAGCCGACUGUCGGGCCUGCUUACGUUACUCCAACAAUGGGGUUUGCCUGUCCUCUUGUCCAUCUCCGGUCUACUACGAUAAGACGACUUUCUCAUGGAAGACGAAUCCACACGGUUUGGUAGCCUUCGGUUGGAAAUGUGUAAAAUCAUGUCCAGCGCCAUUUUUGCAAGAGUGGAACAUCUGCGUUCCGAAAUGCUCACAACCGGGGACGUAUGCUCGUGAUGGACACUGUGUCUCAUGUCCGGAUGGGGUCUGCCCCAAAGUAUGCACCAUGAAGAUGAUUGAGACCAACCCAGGCAUUGACUACCUACACAAGAGUUCUCUUAGGGCCAUGCGAAACUGUACCGUUUUCGAAGGAAACUUGAAACUUUCCAGACAGUCCUUCGUCGGCGACCCUUUCUACAACUUGACUGCAGCCGAGGAAGCAGUGCAGUGGAGUGACCUCGUAGCUGGUUUGUCAAUGCUCCGUGAACUCAGUGGGGUGCUGUACAUUGGCGCCGGCUCUAAUGCACCCUGGCUCACCAACCUGACCUUUCUGAGCAAUCUUCAGAUUAUCCGCGGCGUCAGUCCCAAUAUUCAACAAACGAGAGCGGUAAAUAUUAACUCAAACCAACACUUGGAAUUCCUUGGACUCGCUUCACUACAACGCAUCGGGCAUCCAAGUAUCCUGAUCACUGGAAAUCCGAAUCUAUGCUAUCUGGACACAAUUGAUUGGUCUCGUCUUAUGAGUCGAACGGACUCCCAAUCGACCGGACCUAUGACGACAAGCAGUAUCGGAAAACCUGACACAGAAGAAACGUUGGAUUCGAAACAAGCGAUGUUUCGAGCCUGGUUACAAAGGCAACGAAGUAACAUCAAUAAACGAAGGUCCCUUAAAAUGCCCGCGGUGUAUAUUUCAGAUAAUGGGCAUCCGCAAUUCUGUCGUGGCAAAAACGCACGGUGCGCUGAAGAAUGUACCGAAGAAGACGGCUGUUGGGGUCCAGGACCUUGGCUCUGUGGGUCAUGUCGUUCCUGGAUGAUUUCACAGCGGAACGGUUCUCGUCUUUGUGUUCGCUCAUGUGACACUAUUAGUGGGUAUUUCACACCCAUAGGCCAGGAAGACGGUUCCUCCAUGGACGAAAGAAUCCCGGCAGAGAACUCAAACACAUUUUUAUCUAGCCUAAAUGAAGGACAAACGAGGCCAGGAAGUAAUUUCGAUGAGUCUGUGACGUCAUCACGUGAAUGUGGCAAAUGCUCCCCAAUGUGUCGCCCGAUACCACAUGCCUGUCACGGACCAGGUUCGAAUCAUUGCAACGGACCAUGUCGGUGGGUGCAAGAUGGACCGUACUGCAGAAAAACAUGUCCACCGGAGAAGUACCUGGAUCCGGUUAGUGGGCUGUGUUUGGAUUGUGCAUCCACAUGCACCGCUCCGUUGACGGUGUCGACAAUCGGACAAUCCUCCAAUGAAGGUUUAGGAAUUAUCUCCGUCAGAAAUGCUGAGCAAGAAUGGUGUACCGGUCCGGGCACAUGGCCUGGGCACGGAGGCUGCAGCUUUUGCAGACAAGCACUUGCGCAUGUGGAUUCCAGUCCAGCGCAAGGAACACAACGCAUUGAAUGUGUUCAAGACUGUCCAAGUGGAAUGUUUGCGCAUGUCAUUAAUUUGCUCUAUCGUGGAGGAUCUAGUCAUUUCCAGCACUGGAAGUCAUUUCAUCGACUCACAGGUCAAGCUACCUUCCCCGCCUGGACGGCAAGUGACGCGGCACUGUUCAACCAAUUACCAUCUGCCAUUCAACUGGAUCUGGUCGACUGGUUGGUCAAUCACACUCAACCGCUGGUGUAUGGUCUGGCUCGAAUUUGUCUGCCAUGUCACAAAGAAUGUGCCAGACUGCCUCCCGCUACCGACGUGACGUGUACCGGCCCGGGCCCACAUCAAUGCACACGAUGCGCUCACGCCGUACAUCAGGGACGUUGCACCACACAGUGUCCAGAAGGCACUUAUGCUUCUGCAUCGAUGGAUAUCAACGCUAAAGAUGACUAUUCCUUGACAAGUGAAACCGAACUGGAAACAGCUGCUUUGGGGCAACCACAUGGGCAUCUGUACUGUCAUCCAUGUCACGUCCAAUGCCAAAGUGGAUGCACUGGGCCUUCAAACUCCGAGUGCCAUCGCUGUCGUCACGUGAAAAUUUACUUGAAUAGCAGAAAAACCCAGUGGAAUUGUACGGCAGUUUGCCCCUCGGUCUACAAUCAUCGGAUCUUCGACCAUCAGACAGGUGACGUCAUAUGCUCAACCGUUGGUAAACGUUUGUCACCAGCACUGAAGACUAUGAACCUGACACUUGGUGUAAACGCAACGAGCCAAAGUUUGUGGGAUCUGCUAGAAUCAAUCAACCUGUUCGACCGCUCGUUCCUAGCGUCUCCGAAUGGAGCCAGCACGUUAACAGCCUUGAUCGUGUUAACCGUCUUCCUGAUCGGCCUUGGUGGUCUCAUCUAUUGGGCGGCUAUACGACAAAUCCCGAAGGAACACCGUUGGAGCCUGGUUGACAAGGUACAUUCGGAACACCGUUCGAUAGUCACGCGGUUGAACGACGCUUGUGAGCGACUUUGGACUCGCGGUAGACCGCAACGUCUGAGCCCACCACGUAAACAUCCACCGAGGAGAAAACCAAUGCACAGGAAAACAUUUCAACCUCUGCUUUGUGCACACACUGACCAAUGCUUCGUAUGCACAGAUCAGGACGAUCAGAUUGGAGAACAGCCAGGCAAACCGAAUAUGGCCACUUUACGAAUCAUAACGGAGUCACAGCUUGUGCGUGGCCCUUUGAUUGGUUCCGGUGCAUUUGGAACUGUGUUCUGUGGGAUUUGGCGUCCCCAAAAUGGACUCUCCAGUGAAACACUGUCCCACACAUCGGUAGACCAGGUUGGAACCAAACGGAUGACCCUGCCGGUAACGUGGUCGGAUGGCACGGAGACAGCUAUGAACACCUCAUUCUUGUCAUACACCAAAUUGGACAAUGCCAAGGGUUUGUUUGCAACUAAAGAAGUGUCGAAAGAAUCGGGAGCAGAGUCAACGCAGGUGGAAAUCCCCGUGGCAAUUAAAGUUCUAUCCGAUGCCGGUGAUCCCCAAACGAAUAAAGAACUGCUCGAAGAGGCAAAGGUUAUGGCAACCGUGGAUCACCCAUGUUGCUUGCGAUUUCUUGCGUUGUGUCUGACUGCACGGAUGCAACUGAUUACACAAUUUAUGCCACUGGGUAGCCUGUUGGACUUCGUCAAGAGUAACGUUCAAAUCAUACAAGUUCACACUUUUGUGGCUUGGGCAGAGCAAAUCGCUAGUGGGAUGACAUAUUUGGCUUCCAGGGGGAUUAUUCAUCGGGAUUUGGCCGCCAGGAAUGUGCUUGUCGAAUCACUGGGACAGAUUCGUAUCACCGAUUUCGGACUGGCAAAGUGUCUCGAUUGCAUCGGAAGUGAAUAUCAUGCAAGCGGCGGCCGAAUGCCUAUCAAAUGGUUGGCAAUCGAAUGCAUACAAAACCGCGUUUUCUCUAGCAAGUCCGAUGUGUGGUCCUACGGAGUAACGCUGUGGGAGAUGUGCACAUUUGGAAAGCGCCCGUUCGAUGGAAUUCGGGCCAGGGACUUGUUGCAGUGUCUGGAGCGGGGAAUGCGUUUGAUGCAACCGGAAACGACAAGCUUGGAAUUCUAUGCGGUGUUGCUACGAUGUUGGGAAGCUGACCCAAACAAGCGACCAACGUUCGAUGAACUGCUCACAAUUUUGCAGAUAAUCAAAAGGAAACCGGAAAGAUACAUAUGUAUCACGGCCGGCAUGCGACAACGUCAUCAACAAAGCAGCCAAUUCACCUCAUCUGAAGCCCUAGAAUUCCUAUCAAAUACCCUCUCAAGCAACAGUCAACACACUCGUAGCGAUGAGGAAGUCACCGAACCGAAUUCGACGACCGACUCUACUGAGUACGCUCAAAUGCAAGCCGACUGGAUCAAGACGUUAUACGUGAACAGUCAAAUGACAACAUUCCCUCCAUGUAUACACAAAUUUCUCAGUAAUAAUUACAUAUAUCUGAAAGAUACCCAGCAAAUUGAUAGAAGCCAGCUGGCCAAUGAGAAGUCGUAUUGUCAGUUAACAUUCUCCUCAGGUAUGCCAUCUCAUGAAGCCGACAGGUCAACGCCAAGCGUGCUGCCCCCAAGACGAUGUUCCAAUAUUAGACCAGUUUUAACGACAUUUCGGAGAAGCGUCGCACCCCGAAUGGCAAGCUUUGCGGAAGAAACCAAGGAAAAGACAACAUCAGGCCAUCAGCAAAGCGCAACCUACCCGAAUGCUGUCUUACCGAACACUUCGAACAAGCUGAUGACAGACUGGCCACCGGUUUACCCUCGGAUUCAGGACACCACAACGAUGGAAGCGACGUGUGCUGUUCGGACACACGACGUAUUCGCUAACCAUGAGAACAAAUUAUGGGACGGAAACUCAAAUACGGCAUCCUCACACAAAGACAUACAUCAACCAACGGAAAAUCAGCAACUUCUGUCUCAAACCGAUCAGAAGCAGCUAUGGAAUGGGAAUCAACCACUGAAGAGGAAAUGGUCACCCUUUGUGGACUCAACCACUGCUCAACCUGAGGAAUACAUUGAACCGAUGGGCACGAUGCGAACGACAAAAAGCUGUAGAAUAGAAGAAGCGAAGCCGGUUUAA